CUUGUGUUUUUCUUACCUUGAACCUAAGGAUGCUAUUCCUUACCUUGGAAGUUAAAAUAACAAUUGAAUAAAAAAAGUUAGAAUUUUCAAGUAUAAGUGUGGUCAAGACUACUAAAGAGUCCAACCUUGUUCUACUAUUUCACUUCCUCAAUCUUAUAACAGAAAACAACCUUCCUUCCCUUCUCUCUCAGUGUAACAAACUUUAGUCAUCACUUCUUCACUCCCUCUCCAUGGCUUGAAUAAUCCAACUAUCUAAUGGCCAUCUCUAAGCCUUCAAAGUGGUUCAAUAAGCUCUUUCGCCGUAACCGCCGCCAUAAAAAUCCAUCCCCUCUACCACCCUCCCCCACCACCGCCACCGACAUCACCGCACUCGCCAAGAUCGACGAUGUCGUUAUUGACACCAAUAAACAUGCAAUAGCGGUGGCGGCGGCCACGGCAGCCGUAGCAGAAGCUGCUCUUGCGGCGGCAAAAGCGGCUGCCGAGGUUGUCCGGCUUACUACAAAUGGACCAUCCACAUUAGGACACGUCAGUAAAAGAUGGUCGUUAGAGUAUUCAGCUGCUGUUAAGAUUCAGUCCGCUUUUCGAGGUUACCUGGCAAGAAGGGCUCUAAAAGCACUAAAGGGAUUGGUUAAACUUCAAGCUCUUGUAAGAGGCCAUUUUGUUAGAAAACAAAGCACAGAUAUGUUCCGUCGCUUGCAAGCCUUGGUGCGAGUCCAGGACCGAGCUUGUGCUAAUCGUGCACUAAGCAUAGAUUCGCCAAUUCGUGACAAAAGUGAAAAACUUGAGGAUUCUCCAAUUGUAAAGAGAUGUGGUUCAACUAGAAGCAAUGGCAAUAAACUUUCAGGAACAAAUUGGGUGGAUAAUUGGAUUGAAGCAGGAUCUACACUAAGUAGCCCUAACCCGAUCAAGAUUGUUCGAUCUGAGGAUGAAAAAUUCGACAAAAUCCUAGAAGUUGAUAGUUGGAAACCUCACUCGAAGCCCAAAAAAACACGAAACCAAUCUUUUCGACCACGACAUCCUGUGCACAACAUUACAGUCGAAGACUAUCAUAACCGGAGUUUUGCAGCAUCAGAUUACCUAGCACGAUAUUGUGUAAACAAUGAUUUUCGUAAGCCUAAUGAAAACCCGUCUAUCGAUGAUGUUGCUUCUUUGAAAUCGUUACAAUUCCCCUUUCAAGCAUGUCCGACUGCAGAGAGUACUAGUCCUCCUGACCAGGCUUAUUUACAAGCUGAUCCAAGAGCAUUCGGAAGCUCAAGAAGAAGUCCUAAGACACCUUUGAGAUAUGAAUAUGCUACAAGUCGAAAAUUUGAGAACAUUGGAUUUGCGAGUUUUGCAAGUCCUAGUUAUAUGGCUAACACCGAGUCCUCUCGAGCUAAGUCUCGAUCUCAUAGUGUGCCGAGACAGAGAGGGGAUAUUUUUACUGAGAAGCAGACUUCUAUCAAAAGGUCACUUAACGCGUUUUGGCAAUCGAAAACUAUUAAAAAGAAUUCGGAUCCUUUUGCUAACUUAUGAUCAAAAUAAAAUGGUUAAUUCUAUGUGUUUAGGGUUGUAUUUGUAUCUAUGCUAAUGUUUUAUAACUUUGUGCUUACUUUUAGUAUAGUCAUAUUGUCUAAGCAUGAUUUGUUGGUGUGUUUUAUAUAACUAGGGAUAAUGAGUGAUGGAAAAUCAUGUUUGCAUAUUUUGUUUUAUAUAAGUAAUCAUGUAUUUAAUUAA
This is a messenger RNA of Amaranthus tricolor (Joseph's coat), 1713 nucleotides long. RefSeq names its product protein IQ-DOMAIN 23-like. The transcript has 4 exons. Gene Ontology annotation, molecular function: protein binding. Lineage: Eukaryota; Viridiplantae; Streptophyta; Magnoliopsida; Caryophyllales; Amaranthaceae. Bases 256 to 1512 code for a protein of 418 amino acids. The record is from RefSeq and is a predicted model, not a curated record.